AUGCCUCACAAAAAAGAAAAAGUCCAUGCUACCAACGCGCCAGCACCUCCAUCCUUCCUCUCUCAGGGAGUUGUUGUCGGCGACAUGGUGUAUGUUUCCGGGGCCAUUGGUGUUGACCCGAAGACAAAUCAAUUAGUGGAAGGGACUAUUCAAGAUAGAACAACCCAGUGCCUAAAGAACAUCUCCAGCAUAUUAAAUGCUGCCGGCACUUCCAUCGAAAACGCCGUCAAGGUUAACGUCUUCAUUACUGACAUGAGUAAUUACGACUUGAUGAACCAAGCUUACAGUGAGGUCUUCAACCAGGGCGUUGUACCAGUCCGAACAUGUGUCGCUGUGAAGCAGCUUCCCAGACUUACUGAUGUCGAAAUUGAAGCAUCGGCUCAUCUUUGA
Messenger RNA from Clonostachys solani, 390 nucleotides. NCBI's taxonomy places the organism in Eukaryota, Fungi, Ascomycota, Sordariomycetes, Hypocreales, Bionectriaceae. The record is from the annotation of a GenBank genome assembly.